This is a messenger RNA of Clarias gariepinus (North African catfish), 1917 nucleotides long. RefSeq names its product hydroxyacylglutathione hydrolase, mitochondrial. Bases 54 to 977 code for a protein of 307 amino acids. Gene Ontology annotation, molecular function: hydroxyacylglutathione hydrolase activity. NCBI's taxonomy places the organism in Eukaryota, Metazoa, Chordata, Actinopteri, Siluriformes, Clariidae. Gene Ontology annotation, cellular component: mitochondrion. The record is from RefSeq and is a predicted model, not a curated record. Gene Ontology annotation, biological process: glutathione metabolic process. The transcript is spliced from 9 exons.
GUCGUACCUAACUUUCAACUUCCUUUAUUUUGUGUCGUAAUCGCGAUAUUACCAUGUUAUUUAGGUCUCUGCUGUUCGGUGCCUGUGGUCUUGGCGCACUUGGAGCUGCAGCGUAUAAAUUCGCCCCAACCAAGUUUCCAGUAGGAUUUUUCCAUUCUGUGAGUAGAAAAUCAGCUCUCGUGGUGCAGUCCAGUAUGAAGAUAGAGCUGCUGCCGGCACUCACUGAUAACUACAUGUACCUCCUUAUUGAUGAGGACACAAAAGAGGCAGCCAUUGUGGACCCAGCAGAUCCUGGGAAGGUUGUUGACGCUGUUAAGAAGCAUGGUGUGAAGCUUAAAUCCGUUCUGACCACACAUCAUCACUGGGAUCAUGCAAGUGGAAAUGAGAAGUUGCUGAAGUUGGUCCCUGGGCUGGAUGUUUACGGAGGUGAUGACCGAGUAGGAGCCUUGACCAAAAAAGUAACACAUUACAACACUUUCAAAGUGGGCUCGCUCAAUGUAAAGUGCUUGUUUACUCCGUGCCAUACGAGUGGACACAUCUGCUAUUUUGUGACGUCAGAAAAUAGCUCAGAACCCCCAGCGUUGUUUACAGGGGAUACCUUAUUUGUGGCAGGCUGUGGAAAGUUCUUUGAGGGUACAGCUGAGGAAAUGCACAAGGCUCUGAUAGACAUUCUGGGACGACUUCCUCCUGAGACGCGUGUGUACUGUGGUCAUGAGUACACAAUCAACAAUUUAAAAUUUGCACGCCAUGUUGAACCAGAUAAUGAGGCCAUUAGAAGAAAACUGGCAUGGGCUAAGGAAAAAUAUGAUAAUGGAGAGCCAACCAUUCCUUCCACAAUCGCAGACGAGUUCACGUUCAACCCCUUCAUGAGAGUCAGAGAGAAAUCAGUACAGAUGCAUGCCGGCACAAGUGACCCCAUAGACACGAUGAGGAGUAUCCGGAAAGAGAAGGACGGCUUCAGAGUGCCCAAGGAUUGAGCUUGUGUGCAGCUUUCAAUGCAUUGACAAAAUACUCAGUUACACUUAGGCACUUCACACUCUUAAUAACACAAACUGGGCUAUACACAAAAGAAAACAUUCAUGUCAACCCAACAUUUCUAUGUUCCUUAAAGGGGUUGGAAUUGAUUUCAAUGUUGUAUGUUUCUCUGGUCAGCUAGUUGUUCAAAAUGAACAUGCACUGAAACAUUAAGCUCAUCUGCUGCUUAUAUAACCUCAUGUAUUUCUUUCUAGAGCACAAUUUCGGAUUGUAUUAUUUGUGUUAGAGCUGGAGAUACAUGAUGCUUCACCGUGCUGUUGCACCUUUAAAUCUUUGAUUUGGUUAAAUCUUUAUUCAGUAGAAAGUGUGAGAUUCCUGUAGUUUCUAAGUGAAAGGUAAUUAUUAGUGGUACCUAUAGAAUCUGCAUAAGCAAUACUGACAGCUUCUGAGAGUUAAAAAAAAUUAAAAAAUUAAGUUUAUCUCUGGUAUGAUUAGUUUGGUAAAUUAAAAAUAUAUAAGCAAGAUAUUUCUAAUGUAAAAUAUUUAUGUAUUUUGUGAUUUUUGAAUAUGGAGAAUCUUAAUGAGUUAACCCAUGUCUUAAUGUGCAAUGUUUUAUUUUUGGUAAUUGAAGAAGGCUAUUUUAAGAUGGCAGGUGGUUAUGAUCUUGUUAUAAAAGUCAUAAAAGAAAAUGCAUUUACAGGCUUGCAGACAGUAAUCAGAUAUGGGAUAUUAAUUGCUUUAAAUUUAUUUUGUAAAAAGGCAAUAGUUGUCAUGCUCUAAUUAUUAUUGUACCCUGCCUUGCACUUUCUGUUCUUAAAAGCGAAAACAUUAAAAUGAUUAUAUAUCAGUGUAAUCAAUAAAGUGCCUGUGAGAACAAACAUAUUCAUGUUCUAUUCUGAUGGUGAUAUAUUUAUUUUCUAAAUGUGUAUGUUAUUGCAAUGA